GUUAGGGCGAGGGCGGAGUUACCGUUUGCCGGAAAGCUUUCUCAACGAAAACAACAUUAAAGUGAAAUAUUGCUGAUACUGGACGUUUAAAAUAAAACUGAACAACAUUAGUGUCAUUUCGACUUGAGAUGCUAACCCUCUGCUUGUGUUCACAAAUUUGGCUUUUCCUGCUGAGUAUUUACUUUUUUAUUUCUAUGUCUUUAUUUCAGUCAGAAACAGUCAAAAGGUGGAAUCGAGAAAUAAUCUCAAACCUGGCGGUGGGAAUAGACGGAGGGCUGGACCUCUACAUUAUUUAAAAACUGACCGUUUCUUCAGUGACAAACACCAUUUCAAUGAUUUGUUGUUGUUAGCUGAUGCUGUGACCUCCCUUCCAGAAUGGUUGACUUCCUAGCUGAGUUGUGUGACACUGAUCGUUCUAACCCAUUUCCAGUGUGGGACAAUGGUAGCGUUGGGUAUUGCUUCACUCAACUCGUCCUUAAUGUGCUGCCACACACCGCUCUGGCUCUUGCUAGCGCCUGCUAUCUUAAUACCCCUCGGUCUCACUGGCAGAGUUUCACCUGGAGCUGGGAAUGCAGAAUUAUUAUCUCCUUCAUUCAGGUGGCUCUUUUCCUUUUUGAUGUGGUGACAAUCAUCUUUUUUCCAAAUUUAAAAACUCUGUGGCUAGAGGUGCUGGUGGACUCUGUUGCUGUGAUUGCCUGGCUUAUCCAUGGACUAUCAGUGGUUGCGCUCAGUAAGUCUCAGUAUGGCCGCUCGCUGGGUCCAGCAAUAUUGCCUUUCUUUGCGGUCCUGCCAGCCCCUGCAUUAAUUAUCAUUCUGAUAGCUGAUUGCCAGACUCGACAGAUCACAUGUUCCGAUUAUCUUUCCAGCUGGCUGAGAUUCAUUUUGAUCUGUGCAGAAUUAACUUUGCUUCUUGCCUAUCUGGUUGUGCUGGUUGCUUCCCAACCUGGAAGAGAUGAAAUGAGCCCAGAACAGCAACCACUGUUGCAAGAUCAGACUGCAGGAUCCGAAGGAGAGAUUGUGGCUGAAGAUGGAGCCAGCUGGAUCUCUCACCUUUUCUACUUCUGGAUGAACCCUAUCAUGAAGCGUGGCUACAAGUUGCAGAUUAACCAACCCAAUGAUGUUUACCAGUUACCACUGAAACUUAGGACCCAUAAAAUUGAAGAGCAUUUUCAGAAAUGCUGGCAGAAGUGUGUUUUGGAGAAUGCAUCGAAACAGGAAAAGAAACGACACAAAUCAGAAUCUGAUGGUUAUCAGUGUAUUGAUAGCCGUCAGCAGAUUCGCAGGAGUUCUUGGCGUGAGCAGCAGAGGUCUCAGGCACCCCAGAAAGAUGCCAUAUCGACAAAUGAUGACGAGGAAGUGCAUCUGCUCUCCGUUUUGAAUAAAGCCUUUGGCUGUCACUAUUACUCCCUUGGGCUGUUAAAGUUUAUAGGCAGCAUGUUAGGUUUUUCAGGACCUCUUCUUUUAAAUUUGCUGGUUGCUUUCAUGGAGUCGGACACACAGCAAAUGAUCAAGGGCAUCUGGUAUGCACUAGGACUGUUUCUGAGCACUUUUGUGGGUGCCAUUCUUCUCAACCAGUUCAAUUACCGAGUCAUGACCAUCAGCCUGAUGGUCCGUUCGGCUAUAAUAUCUGCAAUCUACCGCAAAUCUCUGCGGGUCAACACAACAACUCUGUCCACAUUCUCCGUGGGUGAGAUUGUUAACUUCAUGAGCACUGACGCAGACCGGAUUGUGAAUUUCUUUCCUAUUUUCCAUGACGUGUGGAGCUUACCCUUUCAGUUUGGUAUCACUCUCUACCUUCUGUACCAACAGGUUGGUGUGACAUGCCUAGGAGGCCUGGUGGUAGGCUUACUACUGGUGCCACUAAACAAAGUCAUUGCCAACAUAAUAAUGGAGAAUAACAAGAAACUUCUAGGACAUAAAGACGCCAGGGUCAAGAUGAUGACUGAGAUUCUGUUUGGAGUACGUGUAAUAAAGUUCUAUACCUGGGAGAAACAUUUCGCUAAGAAAGUGGCGGAGUUCAGGGAGAAGGAGCUCAAGCGUCUAAAAGUCAUCAAGUAUUUGGAUGCAAUUUGUGUUUACAUGUGGGCUGCACUUCCUGUUGUGAUCUCCAUUCUUACUUUUGUAACCUAUGCUUUGCUGGGACACCAGCUAACUGCUGCCAAGAUGUUCACAGCCCUCGCUUUGGUGGGAAUGCUGAUUCAACCCCUAAAUAACUUCCCUUGGGUGUUGAAUGGGAUACUACAGGCAAAGGUUUCCUUGGACCGGAUCCAGCGCUUUCUCCAGCUUUCUGACCAGGAUCUCAGUACCUACUAUAUGGCACGGGAACCAGAGGACCCUGACUCUGCAGUGGAACUGCAUGAUGCUUCCUUCUCUUGGAUUCCCGAAGAAACAACUGGUACCAGGCCUGAAGGCAGUUUGGAGCUCCUUAACCUGAAUCUAAUGCUGAAACAGGGGGAGCUGAUUGGAGUUGUUGGAAAAGUCGGUUGUGGCAAGAGCUCCCUGAUAGCAGCGAUUUUGGGAGAGCUCAACAGGCUUGAUGGGGAAGUGUAUAUCUCAACACAAAAAGAAGGCUUUGGCCUGGCAACUCAAGAACCCUGGAUUCAGUUUACAACUAUCCGGGAAAAUAUACUUUUUGGAAAUAAAUACAAUGCUAAGCAGUACCAAGAAGCGAUUGAAGCUUGUGCACUAUCAGAGGAUCUUAAUAUUCUGCCGAAUGGGGAUCAGACGGAAGUUGGUGAGAGUGGAGUGACCCUCAGUGGUGGACAGAAAGCUCGUGUCGCUUUAGCAAGAGCUGUUUACAUGGGGAAAGAACUGUACCUCCUUGAUGACCCAUUAGCUGCUGUGGAUAAGGAUGUGGCCAAACACCUGCUAGAAGAAUGUAUUUUAGGAGUUUUGAAAGAUAAAACUGUCAUCCUUUGUACACAUCGGACAGAGUUUUUGUAUAAAGCUGACGUGGUAGUGUUAAUGGAAAAUGGAAGAGUUGUAAAGACAGGCACCCCUGAUGAAAUUCUGCCAAAGGUUGAAGUUUACCCAACUACAAAACAAAAGAAAUCAAAAAAGAAAGCUACAGCUGAGAUAAAGAGUCCAAAAGAGGCGGAGCAGGAACCCAAGGAGUUGACACCAGUUGAAGAAGAGCAAAUGGAGAUUCAUAUUGGGCGUGAGGAAGUGAAGAAGGUUGGCGCAGUGUCAUUGAAAGUGUACCGUUCAUACUGGAUGUCGGUUGGCAAAUGGCUGGCAUUUUCCGUGCUUGUAUGUCUAUUUCUGAUGCAAGCCUCUCGUAAUUUGUCUGACUGGUGGCUGUCUCACUGGAUGGCUCACAUGGAGCAUAAGAAUGCAACCGGACAAAGCAGACCUUAUGCAGCUCUCUAUACGCGGCAAUUAAUGCGCUUCAUUCGAUCUCAGUCCAAAGGAAAAAUUUCGCUGCAACUCAAGUUCUUUCUCACCAUCUAUGGCUGCAUUGCUGCCAUAAACACAGUAUUCACCGCAGCCCGAGCUUUUCUGUUCGCCUAUGGAGCAAUUUGUGCCGCAGUGAUUAUUCAUAAUAAACUUUUACUUCAGGUGCUGAAGGCAACAACAACAUUCUUUGAUGUUACACCAGUUGGACGCAUUGUGAACCGUUUCUCAUCUGAUCUCUACUGUGUGGAUGACGCACUACCCUUCAUCCUCAACAUAUUCUUGGCAACUAUAUAUGGUCUGUUUGGGACAAUACUAAUGAUCAGCUACAGCCUUCCCUGGAUUUUACUCGUUUUAGUGCCAUUGGUUAUCCUGUAUUUCUACAUGCAGCGCUACUAUCGCUUCACCUCGAGGGAGCUCAAGCGGCUCACAGCUAUUACACUGUCACCCAUCUAUACACAAUUCUCAGAGACUCUGACUGGUCUCACUACCAUCAGGGCAUCGCGAGCAGUUGCAAGGUUUGAGGAGGAGAAUGCUCGUCGUCUGGAGCUCAACCAGCGCUGCCUUUACACUGGCAACACUGCUGUGCAGUGGCUUGACAUCAGACUGCAGAUGAUUGGUGUUGCCGUGGUGACUUCCAUUGCUAUUAUUGCUGUCAUUGAGCAUGGACUGAAAAGGGGGAAUCCUGAACUCGUGGGUCUUGCUAUGUCCUAUGCACUGUCAAUCACAAAUCUACUCUCUGGUGUAAUAUCUAGCUUCACACAAACUGAAACACAGAUGGUCAGUGUGGAACGUUUGGAUGAAUAUGUCACUGAGAUUCCCAUCGAACCACAGGAGGGGAAUAUUGAGGUUCCUCCUUCUUGGCCACAGCAUGGUACGAUAGUGUUUAAGAAUGUGGUCCUUAUAUAUCGGGAGGGGCUUCCUAACGCACUCGAUGGAAUUAGUCUGAAGAUUAAUGCGGGUGAGAAAGUGGGAAUUGUUGGACGGACAGGCUCAGGAAAAUCAACUUUGUUUCUCGCGCUCUUCCGGAUGGUGGAGUUGAAUAAGGGUCAGAUUCUCAUUGACAACAUUGAUAUAAAAACGGCCAGCUUGCUGGACAUUCGAUCAAAACUGGCUAUCAUUCCUCAGGAUCCAUUCCUGUUCAGCGGAACAGUGCGGGAGAAUCUGGAUCCUCUGAGCCACCACCCAGACAGGGAGCUGCAGUCUGUUUUAAAGGAGUGUCAUCUCCUGGAUGUCAUUCAGAGAAUGGGUGGAUUGGAUGCUGAACUCGGGGACAGGGGGAAGAAUUUAUCCAUUGGACAGAGACAACUGAUUUGCCUUGCGAGAGCACUUCUCACUAAAGCCAAGAUUCUGUGUAUUGAUGAAGCGACAGCCAGUGUGGACCAGAAAACAGAUCGACUGUUGCAGAAGACUAUACGAGAACAAUUUUUAGACAAAACUGUUUUGACAAUUGCCCAUAGAUUGAACACAAUAAUGGAUUCAAACCGUGUACUGGUGUUGGAUGCUGGCAAGGUGAAGGAGUUUGACUCCCCAGCCGUUCUGUCUCAGAACCGCGAUUCCUUCUUCUACAAUAUCUUACGUGCUCCAAGAUAGUUGAGGGAAGAUGGCAGACCCAAGCAGACAUGUUGCCAGUGAACUAAAGCUCUGGGCAGUUUGCGUAUGCUGAACACUUAACUUGUACAGAACAGAGAGUUUGGGAUCCAGAAAGCUCUCAGCACCUUACAUAUUUGGAACAGAACCAGGAAAUUGAAAUGUCACAAUUUCAGGAUGGUUAAUGUUAAGAACCGCAUGAUUCUUGGUUAGUUGGCUUGGUUAGGGUAGAUCUGUGCUUCUUACCUCACUUCUAUAAUUCUGCAUCCUGUACCAAGUGUAAUGAGUGCAAUUCUAGCCUCUUCAACACCAAUCGUCCUACUUCGUUCACUCAACCACUAUCUCACACUCUGAUACCUACAGUUUAAUAUUUCCUCUCAGUCCUUGUCCCAUUUCCAUUCCCCACUGUUCUGUACAGCUUAAUAUUUCGUCUCACCCCCAUUCCCAUUCCCCACUGUUCUGUACAGUUUAAUAUUCCCUCUCAGUCCCUGUCCCAUUCCCGUUCCCACUGUUCUGUACAGUUUAAUAUUCCCCCUCAGCCUGCGGCCCAUUCCCCACUGUUCUUUUUCGUGCAAUAUUUGUUGCAAGUCCCUGUUCUCCUGCCACUGUUCCUGAAAGGAUAUGUUAUCUCCUCACAGCCGUUCUGCUCGGCUUGCUGUUCAUGUUCUGUCCUAUCAUCUUUACUCCUCUGUUUUCAGCUUUGCCUCAUGUUGGUCUUUCCUUUCAUCUGGGUACAUAUUAAACUUUUCUAUCAAUUUUUACUUUCACACUACAUAGCUCAGUCACUGGCAUUGCCUGCUCAUCUUUCUUCCUCUUCACAUUUGUACAGAUCCACUCCAAGGUCUGUCAUCUGAGUGUAUUUGCUGCCUGAGACCAUGGACGCAAGUGUAGACUUUCUAAUGUUUCUCUGCAUUCUGUAUCUCCAGUGAGUCUGUGAUUGACACAUGUACUGACAUUUGAUGAUGAAGAUAUAUUGUGUGAAUCUCUGGAAUUUAAUGAGCUGUUAGAAUGCCAUUUCUUAGUUUGUUGGUGAAUCAGCCAUGAAUUCCCUUGUACUGUAUGAAUAAAUUCAACACUCUUGAGGGUCA
Molecule: messenger RNA, 6071 nt
Organism: Stegostoma tigrinum
Lineage: Eukaryota; Metazoa; Chordata; Chondrichthyes; Orectolobiformes; Stegostomatidae
Gene: abcc10
Product: ATP-binding cassette, sub-family C (CFTR/MRP), member 10
Exons: 22
Coding region: 376-4986 (1536 amino acids)
Biological process (GO): transmembrane transport
Cellular component (GO): membrane
Molecular function (GO): ABC-type transporter activity; ATP binding; ATP hydrolysis activity
Source: RefSeq, a predicted model, not a curated record